Messenger RNA from Euleptes europaea (tarantolino), 957 nucleotides. RefSeq names its product vomeronasal type-2 receptor 26-like. The transcript has a single exon. Gene Ontology annotation, cellular component: membrane. NCBI's taxonomy places the organism in Eukaryota, Metazoa, Chordata, Lepidosauria, Squamata, Sphaerodactylidae. Gene Ontology annotation, biological process: G protein-coupled receptor signaling pathway. The coding region runs from base 1 to 957 and encodes 318 amino acids. Gene Ontology annotation, molecular function: G protein-coupled receptor activity. The record is from RefSeq and is a predicted model, not a curated record.
AUGAAAGAGAUGUUCAUGAUGCUGAAGUCACUCUUCUUCUUUCCAGAUGCAGAACAUUGCAACAAGUGCCCAGAAGACCAUCACCCCAACACAGCCCACACUCAGUGCAUUCCCAAGGAUAUUAGCUUCCUAUCUUAUGAGGAGACUUUGGGGAUUGUCCUCAUUUUCUUCAUCCUGUUCUUGUCCGUAGUCACAGUUCUAAUUUUAGGGAUCUUCAUUAAGUACAUUGAUACUCCCGUAGUUAAAGCCAACAACCGAAACCUCACCUUUAUUCUAAUUGUCUCCCUCCUGCUUUCCUUUCUGUCCUCCCUUCUGUUCAUUGGCCAACCAAGGAUGGUGACCUGUCUUCUCCGACAAACUGCCUUCAGCAUCAUCUUCUGCAUUGCUGUUUCUUCUGUGUUGGCCAAAACAAUCACUGUGGUGGUGGCCUUCAUGGCCACCAAGCCAGGAAACAGGAUGAGGAAAUGGCUGGGGAAGGGUCUGGCAAAGUCCAUUGUCAUUUCUUGUUCUGCUGCUGAAGUUGUCUUCUGUGCUAUCUGGCUGGGCAUCUCUCCUCCUUUCCCAGAGUCUGACAUGCACUCCCAUCAAGGACAGAUCACACUGCAGUGCAAUGAAGGGUCUGUGGCCAUGUUUUAUGGUGCCCUGGGCUACAUGAGCUUCCUGGCUGCCAUCUCCUUCAUAGUAGCUUUCCUGGCUAGGAAGCUUCCUGGGGCCUUCAAUGAAGCCAAGCUGAUCACCUUCAGCAUGCUGGUGUUUUGCAGUGUGUGGCUGUCCUUUGUACCCACCUACCUGAGCACGAAGGGGAAAUAUAUGGUAGCCGUGCAGGUCUUUUCCAUCUUGGCCUCCAGUGGAGGGCUGUUGGGUUGCAUCUUCCUCCCCAAAUGUUAUAUUAUUGUAGUGAGACCUGAUCUCAAUAUCAAGGACCAUCUCACGAUGAAAAGUCAAGGUGGAAUUUGA